Messenger RNA from Impatiens glandulifera, 1545 nucleotides. RefSeq names its product putative transcription factor bHLH041. The transcript has 8 exons. Gene Ontology annotation, molecular function: protein dimerization activity. Lineage: Eukaryota; Viridiplantae; Streptophyta; Magnoliopsida; Ericales; Balsaminaceae. The record is from RefSeq and is a predicted model, not a curated record. Bases 1 to 1515 code for a protein of 504 amino acids.
AUGGACUCUGUUUUCUUGCUUGAAGAUGGAGCUCGUUCACUCUUUCUUCAAAACAUUGUUGAGUUCUUUGGAUGCUCCUACAUUUGUCUCUGGUCUUACUUACCCAAUCCCUCCAAUUGUUUGAUCUGCAUGGAUGGAUUAGUCAGCUCCUCAAUGGCGAAUUCCGAAGCUGUUGCUUUUGAUUCGUAUCGGAAAUCCGUCUUCGUUCUUGACAAGAAUGAUCACCAUGUUCCUGGAUUUGCUUUUAAGAAUGGUGUUCCUUAUUUGGAGUUUAAAGAACUAGAUCUUCUAAGACUUUCAUCAAAUCAAACACAACUGCAUUUCUACAUGGAAGGGAGAAUUAAGACAGUGAUUUUCAUGGGAUGUGGAAGUGGUGAGAUUGAACUAGGCAUGUCGAGUAUACCUCAAGUUAACAUGGAAAUGGAGAUGAAAAAUUGGUUUCCUACGGAUUUUUCGCGACAAUUACCUUAUCGAGACAGGUCUAUUCAUCAUUCAAUAUCAUCCGACCAAAACAUUCCUUCUUCAUCUUCAUCUUCAUCAUCAUUAAGAUCACUAUCCAUGGACAGACCUGAGCUUUCUCCUUUACUAUUCAAGCCAUUUGAUCAUCAAUUAUUACAAGCCGGUUUGAACCAAAGACAGCAUCUUGAUUUUCAAUUAUCCGGGCAGAAAUUAAGUGAGCAUGAAAUAAUGACCGAAGCCAUUCUUGCUGUUUUGUCUUCUUCUUCUUCAUCAUCUUCUUUAGGGUUAUCAAAUCAAACACGACCGAGUGCUUUCAAGCGAUGUGGAUCAUCUUUAUCGCCGGCGCCUUUAAUUUCAACUUAUUCAUCAAGAACAGGUAGAAGACAGGAUAUGUUGAAACGAUCAAUCUCUUUCUUUAGAACAUUGAAUCUCCAACGUAUUCAAGAACAAAUUCAUGGAGGACGAUCUUCAUCAAAUACCCAAUUGCAACAUAUGAUAUCAGAAAGGAAAAGAAGAGAAAAAAUCAAUGAAAGUUUCCAAAUACUUAGAUCAUUAAUACUCCCUCUUGGUACAAAGAAAGACAAGGCUUCAGUUCUUUCAAGCACUAUAGAUUACUUGACUUCUUUGAGAACACAAAUAUCAGAUCUUACAAGAAAGAACCAGAUUUUAGAGACAAUACUUCUCGAUAAACCACAAUAUUCAACCUCUGACAAUGACAUCAACAACAUCUCGAAGAAUGAAAGAUCAGUUGAUGUUCGGCUCUCACACGUAAAUGUUAAUUCGACGACAUCAUCACAAUCGAGAAUUGUGGAUUUACAUGUUCUCGUGCGAGGAAAUAUUUUAUUGUCAGGUAUGGUUACUCGAUUGUUGGAGUUCGUGCAACAAGACAACAAUGUGAGCUUGAUGUCCUUGAGCACAGAAAUAUUGAUGGUUGAAUCGGCUCCAAUCAAUAGAAUUAUUUUGAGACUUAAUAUUAACGAGGAUGUUGAAUGGGACGAGGGCUCCUUCCAAGAAGCUGUGAGGAGGUUGGUGUCUGACCUGGCGCCAAGUGAUUGAUAUGUGGACCAAUUAGAAACUGUACACGUG